Messenger RNA from Thecamonas trahens ATCC 50062, 3023 nucleotides. RefSeq lists its product as uncharacterized. Gene Ontology annotation, molecular function: guanyl-nucleotide exchange factor activity; GTP binding; GTPase activity. The transcript is spliced from 2 exons. NCBI's taxonomy places the organism in Eukaryota, Apusomonadida, Apusomonadidae. The record is from RefSeq and is a predicted model, not a curated record. The coding region runs from base 1 to 2946 and encodes 981 amino acids.
AUGAGCUCCAUCAGCCUCACCCCCGAGGAGCUUGCAGUGUAUCCUGCGGUGUUCCAAGAACUGUCUGGUGGAAGCGACGAGGGAACCAUCUCUGGCACGGCUGUCCUCCAGUUCUCCCGUGGCACGCACCUUCCUCGGAAGACACUCCGUCCCUCGGCUGCGGCUGUUCUUGCCGCUUGCGAGGCUGCUGCACCUGCCCCACUCUCCGACAAGGACCGAUCCCGUCUGCUCAAGCUCGUCAAGGCCAGCCCCGAUGAGCCCAUCGACAGCGCCUCGGCCGUCGUCAUGCAGUACCUCGCCCACCAGCUCCUCCACACUGGAUUUGCACUCCCCAAAAAGUUGCCGGACACCCUGUGGCCGCGCAUGCGCUCGGCCAUGUCCGACUCGCAGCCGCUCGAUCCGUCGGCGGGGGACACGACUUCGGCGCCGGCACCGGCACCGACGCCGACGUCGACGGCGAUGCCUGCGGCCAAGCCGCUGCCCAAGCCACUGCCGCAGCUGAAUCCUGCACCUGCAGCAACUACACCCGAGCCCGCACCUGCGCCUGCACCCACUCCUGCGCCUGUGCCCGCGACCGCCACCGCCCCACAGAUUGUCGACUUUGACGCCUCGCAGUUUGAGGUCGUACCCAAGAACGCCAUGUUUGUCAUCAACGAAAUCGUCGACACCGAGGUCGGCUACGUCCAGGAUCUGCACUACAUUGUCAACGAAUACAUUUUGCCGCUGCGGGCGGCCAAGUUUGUGGAGAACUCCACGGUCAAUGAGAUCUUUAUGACCAUCGAGCCGCUGCUCGAGACCAACACCAUGCUCAUGAACGACUUGCUCGCGGCGCGCAAGGAUGCGCCGCAGGACCAACUUGUCGCCGCCAUUGCAGGCGCUCUCAUUAACGUUUCGCAGUACCUCAAGAUGUACUCGGACUACUGUAACAACCAGGUCAACGCGCUCAACUUGCUGGACAAAGCCAAGAAAAAGUCGGCCAUGGCCGCGUUCUGCGACACCCGCGCUGCCGCCGCUGGCGGCCUUGGCGCCGGCGACUUUCUCAUCAAGCCCAUCCAGCGCAUCUGUAAGUACCCGCUCCUGCUCCGGGCGCUCCUCAAGGAGCUCGGCCCGUUGGCGCCUGGCCGUGCCGAAGUCGAGCGUGCCUUUGAGCUCAUUUGCGCCAUCGCCGACGACAUCAAUGAGAAGAAGCGUGACAACGAAGCCAAGCGCGGUGUGGUUCUUGCCGCCAACUCGAUGAUCUCCGCGCCCAAGGGCCUCGUCAACCCGACCCGGCGCCUGGUCGACCAGGGCCCGUUUGUCCUCAACGGCGAGAAGGAGCGCUACUACUUCCUCUUCAACGAUCUGCUUGUCCUCACCAAGCCCAACAAGGAACGCUACAAGUACAAGCUCUCGCUCAUCCUCCGCGACCUCGUCAUCAACGACGACGCCACCGAGCUGCCAACCUUCCAGCUUGCCGACGUUCGCCACGGCUCCAACUACGUCAUCACACUCCCGACCGCCGGCGCCAAAAAGGCCUUUGUCUCUGCCCUUCGCACUGCGAUGGAGACCUUCAAGGCCCACAUCGAAGACCUCAACAACCGCCGCCGGUCAACCUCGGUCUCGCUCCCGCCGCCGGCCGUCGAUGAUCCGCAGUACCGCACCGCCGCCGCCGCCGCCGCCCUGGCCUCGGGCGGCUCUUCGACCGGAGGCAGUCCAAACCCGGCCGCCCGCCUCGGCGACGGCGACCUUGCUCUCGAGUUUGACGACACCGCCACCGUCUCGGCCUCGAUCCGGGCUGCCACCAUGUCGGCCUCCAGCCGCGCUCCAAGCGCCGCCGCUGCCACUGUCGGCGCCGCCGCCGCCGCCGCGCCUGCGGUCGGCCGCAUCAACGCCGCCCGCCCUGUCGCAGACUCGUACUGCGUAAUCGUCCUCGGCGAGGAGCGCGCCGGUAAGACGGCACUUCUCAAGCGCGCCGCCGGCUCGCCGUUUGAGUCGCGCUACACGACGACGCCCGAUCCGCGCGAACAGUUCAACGUUGUCGCCUCGCUCGACGGUGUACAGAAGCACAUGCGCCUUCACGAGGCCAACACCAACACGCUCCCCGCACUCACUGCCGCAUCACCGGCCAUCCACGGCAUUUUCCUCGUCUUCUCCAUCGUCUCGUCCUCGUCGUUUGCCGUCGUCUCUGACAUGAUGGACCACCUCCGCCGCAUGGGCGCACCCACCCGCGGCCUGCCCAUCAUUCUCGUCGGAACCCAUGCCGACAAGGCUGCCCGCCGUGUUGUCCGCUCAGAAGACGCCGUCGCUCUCGGCGACAGGCUCGGCGCCGUCUUCCUCGAAGCCUCCUCGCUCACGGCCUCCAACGUCAACUUUGUCUUUGAGCUCAUGGCGCGCAAAAUCGCCGCCAAGGCUGGCCCGGCUCUCGCCAACGCCGCGUCCUCGGCGUCGCCGCUUGCCUCGUCGUCACCAUCGAUAUCGAUCGCAGCACCCGGUGCCGGCGCCUCCAUUGCCGCACACCGCGCCGCUGGCGGCUCGAGUGCACCGCGGCGUCACUCGUCGUACGGCGGCCACUCGAUGGCGAGUGCUGCGACUGCCGCCGGUCGCACCCCGGCCCACCAUCCGAUGAACCGAACGUCGUCCAACCCGCUGCUGGGGCACAAUCCGCUGCUCGGCCCGACGCCGGCGCAGCACUCUGCACACACCAGCCCGCCGACUGCCUCGCCGCCGGCCUUUGCGCCUGCGCCUGCGUCCAAUCCUGCGCAUGCUCCACCGUCGUACUCGCCGGUGGCAGACCCGGCCCACCGCCCGCGGUCGAUGUCGUCGGUCGGCGCGAGCUACACCGCGCCCGUCAUUAACGACUUUAAUGUCAACCCCAGGCUUCUCUCGCAGCAGCAGCUCAUCGACCUCGUCCUUCGUCUCCAGGCCAACAUCACGGCGUGCCCGGCGAGCCACACACCGGCCAAGUAACCAGGCAUGCACUUUGAGUUAUCGGUUUACGACACGACGCACCCAGCACAGCAGCCCUUGUUCGCAACCACAACACC